This is a messenger RNA of Marchantia polymorpha subsp. ruderalis, 4614 nucleotides long. The record is from the annotation of a GenBank genome assembly. Lineage: Eukaryota; Viridiplantae; Streptophyta; Marchantiopsida; Marchantiales; Marchantiaceae.
GCCGGGCGCUGCCAAAUGCCCAGGACCGUUCCUGCGCUCGCCGAUCGAUCUCCUGCUCGCAGGAGGAGAAGAAAGGACGAGACGUUGGCGGCGAAGUGACGUGAGUGUAGAGGAGGAGCAGCAGGAGCAGAAGGUUCUUGUGCUCGGAGCGAAUGGUGGAGAACCCUGAAGACGGGGAGAGGGAGGAGCAGGAGGAGGAUUGGACCGAUGCUGCGCAGAAUUGGCCGCCUCGGGCUUGCGGCGAUCGAUCGGCAGCAGGGCCGGGAAGCUCAAGUGCAUGGAUUGGUAGUGGAUCAGUCGUUCGUAUCGCAACCUUUGGUGUUCCGGGUCACGGCCGAGAGGAAAUCGUCGAGGAGAUGCGGAUGUUUCGCUGAGCGGCGGUGGAAUGGAAGCGACUCUUCACAGCUUGUGUGAAUGAGCGAAUGAAGGAAUGAAUUGAAUGAAUUGAGUGAAUGAAUGAAGGAAGGAAUGAUCGCAUGGAUGGAUGACUGGAUGGGUGAAAGAAUUUUGAGGUCGUCGAGUGAGCGAGUUUGUAUGGAUAUUUAGUUGGUCCUCGGGGCGGAAGAGCAGGCAGGAAAUGCUUGGGAGGUGCCCCGGUCCGAAUUUGGGGAUCGAUUGAGUCCCUUUUCCGAGAGAAUUGUCGCCGGUGUUUGUGGGGGCGGGGCUCAUGGAGGCACUGCGGGGUGAGGACUCGGUAGCUUUCGACGAUGAAAGCGCCGAAGAAAAUUAUCAGUCUGCGAGUGAUCUGGUUCUGAUGAGUCCCGUCGGAGUUGCCGAAAUGGUGGAUACGGUAAUGAGCACGGUGAAAGCUGCCGUGGACAAGUUGCCUCAUUUAAGCUUGGGGUCCGAAGGGGAAGAGAGUUUAAGGAAGGAAGUUUCGAUUUCGGAUGGCAGUGGGCAUGAUGAAAAGGAGGGUCAACCAGAACCCCAAGGGCACCAGAAUUUCGGCAAAGGGAUCCAGUCCGAAGGAGAUAGUCCGAGUUGUUCAGACGAAUUGUUGGAAGAGAAAGGAGUUAGCGGGUCAGGAGCCUCGGAGGAUUGGUCUGUCGUGGACCCGAUUUCUGAGGCUCAGAGCGUCGUCCCCAAGAAUGGCAGAGCAGGUGAAACUAAAAAGCUUGACCAAUCAGGCACUGCAAACUAUUUUUCAUCUCUCAGUGAAGAAGAUGACAAGGUUCGGGAUGAUCGAGCGGAGGAUACCUCGUCAAACUCUCUUCCUUCCUCUUCGAAGGUUGCUGCCGAGCCAGAGAUACAAAAGCUGGCAGCAGAGAAACCUUCGAGAGUUUCUUACGCUGCUGCUGCUCUCCGGGAGCCUGAAAUACAAGAGGUGGAGGAGAGCACAGAGAUAUCCUCUCAUGGAGUUUCGUCAUUGAGCUCCGUCACAGACAGGGCGCCUUUCACGUAUAAUGAUAAACCCUCUUCACUUAGGAGAAGAAAUCGGUCCUUGAAGGUCAGCGAUUCCGGCUCUAAGUCAGUGGAAUCUGAAUUGACAAGCUCCUACUCUACCGCUAGCCCAACCCCUGUCAGUCCACGGUCUCAUGACAGAGAUACCAGUUGGGCUUUUAAGGACACGACAAAUGAAACCAGUGAUGAAUGGAGCAAGGGACCAAUUACACGAGGAGGAAUCACACAGCUUAAGGCUCUAGAGGAUCUGAAACAAAAGGGUCAGGUUCAAGAUGCGCAAUCGGAGGGAGUCUCUUCAUCCGGGCGGAAUGAUACCGUCGAUGUAGAGCCCAUGGAACCCAAAAGAAAGCUCAUAUUCCCUUCAGGAUACAAUUCCGACACAGAUGAUGAUGAUGAAGAAGCAGACAGUGGGAUUAUGCGGUUGGGAAGAAGGUCAGCCAAUAGCAAAGGCAAGAAGAAGGAGGCAGCAGGUUCGUCAAAUCAAGCCGAUGAAGAAGAUCUCACGUUAGGUAAGGUUCCGAGGCGGGAGGUCUAUAAAAUACCGUACAGUGAUGAUGUGGAAGACCUGCAGCAAGGAGGAAAUUCGACUCAUUUCCUCUCGUGGCCCGCAGAACUACUUGUGCAGGCUGUUGGGUUCCAAGUGAGGCUUAUUAUCCAUGUAGUGGCCGUUGCUCUUUGGAUGUUCAACUUUACUUGCUCCUUGAUAUCUCGACCGGUUCAUCGAACCAUCCAGGUGAAGGAAAGAGCAACAGACAUGGCAACAGAUGCGGUGAAUCAAGGUUUUGGGCUUAUUUCACAGGUCAGAGAAGGUGUUGCGCAAACGGGGCCGAUUGUCACUAAACUGUCGAAAAAGACAAUGAUGGGAUGCUUGGGUUCAGCGUAUGUCGUCUUUGUUUUGAGUCUCCUCCUCAUUCCAGCUUUCUUCGUUGAUCUGAUUCUGGUGAGUCGAAUCGUGGAGGAGCCUGUUCAGCUUCGAGAAGUUUUGAACUUUGACUACACGCAGGCAAGGCCCAGUGCUACAUUUCCCGUUCUUUCAGGUCAGGAUCUUGAGAAGGCAAAGAAUCUGCCUCUGGAGAAGCUCGUUUCUUUUCGCAAAAUUCCGGCAGGCCACUACUUUCACGUCAAUGUGAUCCUAACAAUGCCAGAAUCGGAGUACAAUAUAAGACUGGGCAUGUUUCAGGUGACAGCAGAGAUGCUCUCUGCAAGAAAUCAAGUUCUGAUGCGACAAAGUAAGCCGUGCAUGCUGCGAUUCAGGAGUGCUCCUAUUCGUCUGUUCAAAACUGUGCUCUACAGCAUCCCACUUUUGAUGGGCUUUUCUACCGAGACUCAGAAGAUAGAAGUAACUGUACUCCACGCCCAAGAGAAGUUGGUCCCCACAGCGAGCGUGAGGAUUUUGCUGGAACCAAAAGCUGGGUAUCCUCAGGGUGGUGGUUUGCCUGAGCUGUAUGAGGCUGAGCUACAUCUUGAAUCAGCCUUGCCUUGGCCCAAGGCCAUCAUGCGCCGCUGGAAGUGGACGUUUUAUGUCUGGAAUGGAGUAUGCUUGUUUCUUUUCGAAGUAGCUAUAAUCCUCUGCUGCUGUCGGCAAGUUUUGUUGCCUGGCUUGGGAGGACGUGGUCAAGAUUAUGAGAACAUUGUAACAGGUGAACCAGCGGAGAAUGCUUUGAAUGAAGGCAAUACGACGAAGAAAUCAAAGGGGAGGAGGCGGGUCUACUUUGAAGAUGACUUACCCGUAUCGGAGUCUGUGCGAGGUAUUGAGGGUGAUGUGUUGCCUGUAAGUAGGUCGGGGGAAGCAGGUCACUUGAAUGGCCACAGUGAUGAUUCUGAUGCAGACGCUGGGUGGUCGAUGCCCCCUCUCGAGGAAGCCAUUUCUACUGUGGAGGAAGGAAUGAGAGCAAUGGAAGAGACAGUGAAAACCCUGGGGGAAACACUAGUGGGGGGCGUAUCAGAAGGUCUGGGUCAGGCCUUAUCGAACGUGUCAACCUCUCUUGACGAAAAGUGAUGACUCUUCGAGCUUUUUUUGAGUGGCGAGUUGUAUUAUCCACAGCCUAAAGUGGCAGACACCAAUUUUAGUCAACUUACUCUGUAAUGGAGCAAACCCGCAGGGUACAAGCACUUCGGAGGAGCUUGACACAGUUUUGUCGUCCUUCAUGGUCUGGUAGAAGUGACAAAAAUUAUUGUACAAAAGGACAAGCCUAGCGUAUUGCAGGCUAUAUAUCUGCUUCUUGGGAGACGUGUGCCUUCCACAUUAGGUGAUGUGCACAUCUGUAAAAAGCGUCGAAUUCUGGUGGCAUAUAUCGACAAGUAUCCACAAGUGGAGCACUAACUCUAACUGGGCAUUCGCCGUAUUGCAUCAAGGUAGUUGAAGAUCGGUUUUCACAUUUGAGAUGAUUAGCCUAUAUGAAUAGAUAGAGAGAAUUAGUAAUUGUCGAACGAAGUUGAAGAUGGCAUUUUGUGUUCCUUCAUGUUUCGAAGGUUCAAGGAGUGGCUCUAAAUUGUCAAAGCAUAUUUCCGGUGCUUAUGUUCUCACUGGCGCGUCGUGAUCAUGUGAAGACAGACGUGUCAUUUGACAGCACUCAGUUGUCAGUUGUAAAACGUAUGGUUCCUCAGGAGUAAUUAGUGGGUGGAAUGUAUGAACCGAUGAUCUCUCCGUGAGGACAUUCAGGUUCAGGUCCCGCGAAGGGAGAAGGAGUGUGCAGCUCGUUUCGCCUACUCUCUACGAUGUCUUUUCGUUGGAUACGAUCUGAUUUCUUUUGAUUCCAUGAUUUGGACUUGAUGCAUUCUCAUAGCAUUCAAAUAAUUCAGAUAUGAUUCAUAUCUCGUCAUACUAUUAUGGAACCAACUAGACUUCAACCUUCAUUCCUGGAUCGUGGUUUUACACCCAACUGGCAAGCAGCGAACACCAGUCAUUAGUCGGUAUAGAAACCGACUGUAUAUGAGGACAACAGUGAAUGAAACUUUUUAUCGAACACCAGAUCAAAAGUUAGUGCUCGGACCACAGUCCUUGUUAUUGCUGUCAUGACUAGACAGACAGCAGUCUUUGAGUUUAAGCUCACGCGUCGCAGCUUUCGGCUUAGAGCAUUUGGCAAGGGCAGUUCGGUGCGAGACUUAGCCUCCAAAGAUAAUACGCCAGAUGGCACCGUCGCUUGCACACAGAGAACAGUGUUCAUGAUCAGCUCUUUCGAAACAUGUGAGCUCAGUUGAUCUCACACUGAA